Neofelis nebulosa (Clouded leopard) is the source of this 2439-nucleotide messenger RNA. Its product is annotated as serine/arginine repetitive matrix protein 1-like. Gene Ontology annotation, cellular component: spliceosomal complex. Lineage: Eukaryota; Metazoa; Chordata; Mammalia; Carnivora; Felidae. Gene Ontology annotation, biological process: regulation of mRNA splicing, via spliceosome. Gene Ontology annotation, molecular function: RNA binding. The record is from RefSeq and is a predicted model, not a curated record.
AUGUAUAAUGACUUUGGAAAAAGAUCUCCAGUGAGACGAAGAAGGCGUUCAUCAGCGUCCUUGUCUGGAAGUAGUUCGUCAUCUUCUUCGUCUCGUUCCCGGUCACCGCCAAAGAAGCCUCGUAAGAGGACAUCCAGCCCCCCUCGGAAAACUCGUAGGUUAUCUCCUUCAGCAAGUCCUCCGAGGCGAAGGCAUAGGCCAUCACCUCCAGCAACUCCACCGCCAAAAACUCGUCAUUCCCCAACACCCCAGCAGUCAAACCGUACAAGAAAAAGUCAUGUUUCUGUCUCUCCAGGGAGAACUUCAGGUAAAGUGACAAAACACAAAGGUACUGAGAAAAGAGAGUCCCCUUCACCAGCACCUAAGCCUAGAAAAGUAGAGUUAUCUGAAUCGGAAGAAGAUAAAGGUGGCAAAAUGGCUGCAGCAGAUUCUGUGCAGCAGAGACGUCAGUACAGACGACAGAACCAGCAGUCUUCAUCUGAUUCUGGCUCCUCUUCUUCCUCAGAAGAUGAGCGACCCAAAAGGUCCCAUGUGAAGAAUGGUGAGGUAGGCAGGCGGCGGAGACAUUCCCCUUCCCGGAGUGCCUCUCCAUCACCUCGAAAGCGCCAGAAAGAGACUUCCCCUCGUGGUAGACGGAGGAGGACCCCCUCCCCACCACCCACCAGAAGGCGCCGUUCUCCUUCUCCUGCCCCUCCUCCUCGAAGGCGCAGGUCUCCCACACUGCCACCUCGACGAAGGACUCCUUCUCCUCCCCCCCGGCGCCGCUCACCUUCCCCAAGAAGAUACUCUCCUCCAAUACAGAGGAGAUACUCUCCUUCUCCGCCUCCAAAGAGAAGAACUUCUCCACCUCCCCCUCCUAAACGUAGGGCAUCGCCAUCUCCACCACCAAAGCGCCGGGUCUCCCAUUCUCCACCUCUCAAACAAAGAAGCUCCCCGGUCACCAAGAGACGUUCGCCUUUGUUAUCAUCAAAGCAUAGGAAAGGGUCUUCCCCGAGCCGAUCUACCCGGGAGCCCCGGUCGCCACAACCAAACAAACGGCAUUCGCCCUCACCACGGCCUCGAGCUCCUCAGACCUCCUCAAGUCCUCCACCUGUUCGAAGAGGAGCAUCAUCAUCACCCCAAAGAAGGCAGUCCCCAUCUCCAAGUACUAGGCCCAUUAGGAGAGUCUCCAGGACUCCGGAACCCAAAAAGACAAAGAAGGCUGCCUCACCAAGCCCUCAGUCUGUAAGGAGGGUUUCAUCCUCCCGAUCUGUCUCAGGAUCUCCUGAGCCGGCAGUUAAAAAACCCCCAGCACCUCAGUCUCCUGUCCAGUCUCAGUCACCCUCUACCAACUGGUCACCAGCGGUACCGGUCAAAAAGGCUAAAAGCCCAACACCAAGCCCAUCUCCGGCAAGGAACUCAGACCCCGAAGGAGGUGGAAAGAAAAAGAAGAAAAAGAAGGACAAGAAACACAAAAAGGAUAAGAAGCACAAGAAGCACAAAAAACACAAGGAAAAGGCCGUGGCUGCAGCCGCUGCGGCUGCUGUAACCCCUGCAGCCAUUGCUGCUCCCACAACCACAUCAGCACAGGAGGAACCAGAAGCGGAGCCCGAGCCUAAGAAGGAGACCGAAAGCGAGCCCGAAGACAACCUCGAUGACUUAGAAAAGCACCUGCGUGAAAAGGCGCUGAGGUCGAUGCGGAAGGCUCAAGUGUCCCCACAGUCUUAGGUGGGAAUGUGUGUUACGAUGUACAUUUUAUUUGGUUUGUACGCAAUUCAAUUUCAAAAUUGCUAAAAUGUGUUUGAGCUUUAGACUAUAACAUUUGUUGUAAUAAUUGCUAGGUUGAAGUUCACCAUGUAAAAAAAAAAGGGCAUGGAUUUACAUUGCAAAAGGUGUCCACAGUGUAUUAGUGACAUUCUUUCAUUGACAGCUGACAUAAAUUUCAUUUAGAGUGAAAUAUUUUAAGCCAAAAAAAAUCCCCUUUUUAAAAAAGGGGGUUUCAAUAUUGUUGGCAUUCUUAUGGUUUCUUUAAAGGCCUUGGCUAUUCCCAGAGGUUUUCCUUUCUUUUCGUUUUUGUUUUUUUUUUUCCCCUUUAUUUUUUCUCAUUUGAGUCUUAGCACCCAUUUAAGUUAUGAUGCUUUCAACCUCGUAUGGUUUGCAAGCUAGCCCAGAAAUAAGACCACUGUUGAACUACCACAAAAGUAUAAAUGAACAUUUUGAUGCCACAAUCUUUCCUGUUGCCUGUGGAGUCUCUGCUGAAAUGAAUCCAGAUUCGAGCUCUAGGAUGAGACGGAAAAUGAAAGCAUGUUGUUUGCCAGGACACUGUGGGUUUAUAUGGAUGUGUAACAAGUUGAUUUGGAACACUGGAAUUUCAUUCUAUUCUGUUGUGUUUUUUUUGUAAAGGCAAUUAACUAGUCCCAGGAAGGAUCCUUCAGUUACAUAAAAGUUUGUUUUAUGAAA